Orbicella faveolata is the source of this 4150-nucleotide messenger RNA. Its product is annotated as F-box/WD repeat-containing protein 9-like. Lineage: Eukaryota; Metazoa; Cnidaria; Anthozoa; Scleractinia; Merulinidae. Gene Ontology annotation, molecular function: protein binding. The record is from RefSeq and is a predicted model, not a curated record.
UUUGUGUCGAAAAUUAUGCAGUUGAAACGUGAUUAAAGGUGAAAAAAAGUCACUCGUUGCUCAAAUAUUCAAGAUUUUUGCCAGUUAAUAAGCUUACAUAUCAUUUAUUGUUAUUCAUUCGUAUUUUUUGUAAACUACUACAGGAAGGAAAAAAAAGAAAAAAAACGCCAUGUCAUUAAAUAUAUAUCUCUGUCGGUGGCGGUAUAACAUACGUACAUAGCAACUAAUUUUGAAAGAAUAACUAAGCGCAAUGAUCAUUUGAAUUUCAUAUCACUACAGCUAAUAGAAAUCUAAAAUGCAGGCCCACUCACGUGUGACACACGGCAUGGCGGAAAACGUGAGCAUUAACUUCGAAAGAAAUUACCACAGGCACGAAAAUUUUAGCUGCGUUAAAAUCAUACUAUUUUCACUCAGCCCAUCAAACUAAUGAUGUGUUGUUAUUACAAAUUGUUGUGCUUGUGUUUGUAAGCUGAAAUAGCAAGAAGCAAUUGAAUUUUUUCACUGAAUUGAUGACCCCUAGGGUGCACAGUUGGUAUAAAUCUACCACAUAUAAGAUUAUGUACAUGUAUGUAAAAUUCACUCAUUAAUGGAGCUUCUAUGGUGAUACUCACAAUGAUUUCAUUUCCAAUUUCCGUAAAUAGCUCAUUUUCUGAGCAAACAAAAAUCACACGGCAGAUUGGAAGACACUGGAAGACAUGAAUGAUGAUUGCAGUAAUGCACACAUAUAGUCACUUGCAAAUAGGCAGAUUUUUCAUUCAAACCUCUUUAAUCUUUUUAAUUGAAAAAGAUAUUUAUAUAAUAUCUGACAGUCCUGACACAGAUUUCCUUCUCUUUCGAGCUAUGUGCAACUGCUUGAUUUCCUAUUGUAUAUGACUACAAAAUACAUCAUCAAUGAUACUGAUCUAAUUCAAAUUGUCAUAAAUAGCUCAUUUUUUCAGCAAAUAUAAAAAAAAAGAUUUGAAAUCACAAAUGACCAUUGCAGUAAUUGUAUCCACGUGCAAAGGUAGAUUCCUCAACAAACUUCUUUUAAAAUCUCUUUCAUCAAGAAAGGUAAAUUUAAAUAUCCUGCAGAACAGAGAAGAUUUCCUUCUCUUGUUCUAUAGGCAGCUCUGUGUGCAGCUGGUUGAUUUACUAAUAGGAAUAAAAUACAUCAUAAUUUACAUAUAUGCUUUGUCAUAAAUAUGAAACAUCUCACACAAUAAAAUAAUUUCUGCGCUAUUCAAUUUUUGCAGUGAAUUACUAGAAUUCCAAAUUUUCAACAUUAAUUUCGUAUAAUGGCAAUUCAAACUGCAGAUAUUCUGUAAAGUUCCCAUAAUGCAGCUAGUUAGCUGAUUGGGAAAGAGCUAGGGGUGACCAAUGAUGAAAUUCAAGACUCGCCAACAUGCUAUAUACAAGACCCUUGCUUGAAAAUCCAAGACUGGGACUUAAAAUUAACAAUUUUAUACAAAUGUACUUGGAGAUAGAUAGAAAGAAAACCAAAGAGAUCGGGCGAAAGUUAUCUGAAACUCAAGAUUUUCUGUUUAAAACCACUUACCAGUCCUACAAAGAGGGAGAGUGAAUAGGUUUUCAGAUCGACGGAUUUGGCCUGAAAAAGCAUACAGAUAAUGGUUUUUUGCCAUAAAGCUAGCAGAUUCACGAAUUCUGAAAACACAGUUGUGGUUUUUGAUUUGAACAAAAAUAUUGUCAGAUCGACUGAUUUGGCAAAAAAAAAAGGCACGGAUUGGCAGAUUUGCAUACCCCUAUUCACUCCCCUCUACAAAGAAACUGGAGUUGUUACUUAAAACAAAACUGACUUAAUGCAAACCCAUUUGCUCAAAAAACAAGCCUAGGGUAACUUAUAUGUACACUGUUAAUAAGCACUACAGGGUUAAUAACCCUACUGGAUUGUUAGGGUUACACUCAGGUUACAGUAUUUAGAAGUGUGAGAUUUAACCAAAGAGCCUUUUAUGCCAGCUGGCCAGUGACUCGUUUAUAUGUAGAUCUUGUUAUUUACAGACUGAGACAGAUCCACCUAUUUCAGUUUGUAUGGAUUGUAACGGCUACACUACAUGUAUAAGAAGUGUAAGGUGGUUGUUUUCCAAUUGAAUAAUUAAGUUAAUGUCUCUAUCACAACCGAUUGAAUGUUAUUUACCAGUAAUUGCAUGUCUGUUUACCAUUAAUUGCAUGUGGGAGGUGCAGUGACCUCAUGGUGAGUGCGUUCGACUCUGGAGCGAGUGGUCCGAGUUCAAGCCCUGGCCGGGGACAUUUUGUUGUGUUUUUUGGACAGAGAGCUGAGUUUUGUGCACUUCACUCCAUAGUGUGGGAGAAAUUUAGCUGAAAAAGAAUUACUAAACACAGAUCAGGCUUCACAUAAAGUGAAUUACAUUUCGUUUCAAUUCGAAACUGUCUCACUAAUGGAUGCUAGUGAGCAUCAAGGAUGUUGCAAUGGUGAUCUACAGGAUGGAGAUGAUGCAGAUCAGGGUCAUGAACUAAAACCACAACCAUUCUGUUAUAAGGAUUCACAAGUACCAAACAAGAGUCCCAUAACACCUGAGAAUUGUAAUGUUGGUUGUCAUGAAAACUGUUGCAUUUUGACCACCUCCAAUCCAGACACAUUAACAAGACACAAGGACCUACAUAAGGAUUUAGAAAGUCCUGAUAGUGUUCAAAAUACACAUCAAAACAAUCACUUGUCGCUGGCAACUCUUCCUCCAGAGCUAAUACUUGUGAUCUUUUCAUACCUUGAUGCACGGUUUACUUUACGAGUCUUGACAUGUGUAUGCAGACUUUUUCAUAACCUUCUCUCACCGGAAUCUAGCUGGAAGACAAGGUUUGGUAAGCGAUGGCCACAGCGAGACAGAAGGGAAGAUUAUGACUACAUAUCAAGUUGGAAAAGUAUAUGUGUUCAGCAUGAAGACAUGGACAAGUUUUGGAAUGAUCCCAGCUCCACGUUGGAUUUUUAUCAGCUCAAAGAUCAGCAUUUUGCAACAGUGGAUGCAGUUCAUAUAAUGAAAGGUGGAGACCUGUGCAUUUCAGGCUCAAGGGACCGUGCUGUAGGUGUGUGGAGUUUAAAUGCCUUGACAGAUCCAACCGAGGCAGGCUAUUCAAAGAGGUCCUUUAAGCAAGCUCUGGAUGGCCACAGGGGUUGGGUGUGGUGCCUGUCUAGUGACCCAACAGGAGCUCCCAGAGUGUGUUCAGGGUCAUGGGAUAGCACAAUUAAGCUUUGGGAUCUUGAAGGACAAAACAUUGAGAUGACAACUCUCAGUGUCCAUAAAGCAGCAGUAUUGUGCAUGGCCUGGGAGCAUGAGAUGCUAAUUUCUGGUUCCUACGACAAAACCAUUUCAUUGUGGGACCUUAGAGGUGGUAAUUCCAUCAGCAGGUUAAAAAACCACUCAAAACCAGUGCUGUGCUUGUCUGUUGAUGACAGGUUCAUUAUCAGUGGAAGUGAGGAUCAAACUCUCUCAGUGUAUGAUAGAAGAGCUGCUCAAGUUUAUAAAACAGUUAAGCUUGAGAGCCCUGUCUUCAGCUUGUGCCAUAGUUCCACAUGUGGCUACAACUACCUCAGAGCUGGAGGGAGGGAAGGUUGCUUGUAUCUAUUGGACACCACUGGUGAUAAAUUUGAAGAAAUAACACCUAGCAUUGACCUGGAAUCUAAAGGAAAAAUCUCUGGAAUGUGUCAUUAUGGGGGAGCAGUUGUUGUCUGCUCAACUGACAAAUCUAUUAAAGUUCUGGAACCUUCUUGUGUUUUAUCCGUUAUGCAUUCAUUUGAUUGUCAUUCCGGAGAAGUAGCAUCGGUUAGCAGCAGAGGCUCUGUGUUAGCCUCAUGUUCCAGUGAUCUCAGUGUUGGAAUAUGGAGACCCAAGAGCAUGCGACCAGGGUCGGCCUGAGAAUAUAACGUUGAUAUAUGACUUAUAACACGACUGCAACGUACAUUUAUCCAUUCGUCUGUAAAUAGCUAAAAAUGACUCAAGUAGUCAAUUUUCCGUUGGUAGCCAUUUGUGUCUGUUAUUGAAGGAAAAUAUUUCCAUGUUUUUACUCCCAAGAGGAGACAGGACAGGCACCUGGAAUGCUAGGAUGUCAAGUCUUGCUAGUCUUCAAAUACUGUUCUUUAUGUUAAAAAAAACUAUGUAUCUGUAUAACGCUAUUAAAGUUCUCUUAUGAAAGUUGAAAA